GAAAAAAGGCGGGACUAGAGGGGUAGGACAAUGAAUAACGUCCUCGCGGGUUGAGGUUUACGCUAACAGGGUGUAGUGUUGUUUUUACACUACAUUUAACUUCUUGGAAAUUGAUUUACGAUAAUUUAGCGGGGGGCGACAUUUCGUGGACGCGACGUUCAUCGUCUUUGGGUCGACAUUCGUCUUCCAGCGGGGUUAAACAACCGACAGUGAAAGUAGUAGUAGUUGUAGUCGGGUCGAGUUGUAGCCGUGCGGUUGUUAGCUUCCUGAAGCUAACUGCGCUGUGUAUCUGAGGUGCAUUAACGUUGCAUGUGCGGCAACAACAUGUCAGCUCCUUUACCUGCCAUUGUGCCUGCUGCCCGCCAAGCUACAGCCGCGGUGAUAUUCCUGCACGGUCUUGGUGAUUCUGGACAUGGCUGGGCGGAUGGUCUCGCCGGCAUCAGGAUACCUCACGUGAAAUACAUCUGUCCACAUGCCCCCACCAUGCCUGUCACUUUAAACAUGAGGCUCCCCAUGCCUUCCUGGUUCGAUAUUCACGAUCAGUAUCAUAAUGCAAAGGAAGAUGAAGCUGGGAUUAAAAGAGCGUCAGACAACAUUAAAGCCUUGAUUGACCAGGAAGUGAAAAAUGGAAUACCUUCAAACAGAAUUAUCCUGGGAGGCUUCUCGCAGGGUGGAGCGUUGUCUCUCUAUACAGCUCUGACAACUCAGCAGCAACUGGCCGGAGUAGUGGCUCUGAGCUGCUGGCUUCCUCUGCGGAAUUCCUUCCCUCAGGCGUCUGCCAACUGUGCUAACAAGGACAUGCCGGUCUUCCAAUGUCACGGAGUUGCCGAUCCCCUGGUGCCCUUCGCCUUUGGCAGCCAGACGGCGGAGAUGAUGAAGGCGCUCAUGAAUCCCGCCAACAUCACCUUCAAGCCCUACCCUGGUCUGGACCACAGCUCCUGCCCAGAGGAAAUGAUGGACAUCAAGAGGUUCAUAGAGAAGCAGCUGCCCCCACUGGGCAACGAAUGAACUCAGGCCCAUCUGCACAAUCGCACACAGCUCCACCAGAGUCUCCUGGAACCAAGACUCAGUGGACUGGAGGAACCAGGACCGACCAGAACUUGACAAUAAAAAAAAAACCACGCUGCUGAGCCGGGUCAUAAUAAGACUAGAGACCAGACCAGACCGGGAAUGCUGAACAUGGCAUGACUGGACCGAUGCUGCAUCCUGACCCAGGGCAACACACACACACACACACACAGAGGAAUCUCAGUUCUACCGUAGAGUUACAUUUAGUCGCUUGAUUACAAAGCCAUCAUCACCUGCAGGAACCUAUGUAUUGAACUACAACUAGGGCUAUUCUCUAUGAUUUAAUACUGAAUAUCUUAAAAUAAAUGGCCUCUUGUUUUAAAGGAUAA
Molecule: messenger RNA, 1397 nt
Organism: Cynoglossus semilaevis (tongue sole)
Lineage: Eukaryota; Metazoa; Chordata; Actinopteri; Pleuronectiformes; Cynoglossidae
Product: lysophospholipase 1
Exons: 9
Coding region: 310-1008 (232 amino acids)
Biological process (GO): protein depalmitoylation
Cellular component (GO): cytoplasm
Molecular function (GO): carboxylic ester hydrolase activity; palmitoyl-(protein) hydrolase activity
Source: RefSeq, a predicted model, not a curated record